This is a messenger RNA of Sesamum indicum (sesame), 2221 nucleotides long. RefSeq lists its product as uncharacterized. Lineage: Eukaryota; Viridiplantae; Streptophyta; Magnoliopsida; Lamiales; Pedaliaceae. Gene Ontology annotation, cellular component: plasma membrane; plasmodesma. The record is from RefSeq and is a predicted model, not a curated record.
UCGACAACUUUGCUUAAUCACUUCGACAAGAAAAACAAAAAAAUCUUCCAACACUCGCUGACUGCAACUGAAAUACUAUUAUCUAUACCAUAACCCCACAACCCAAAACGCGCCAUCCACACAGAUUUUCACCGCCUAAUCCCCACGUUUCUGUCUCUGUCUCUGUCUCUGUCCAGCCUCAAGAAACAGUAAACGAUUCCAAAUAUCAGCCUGCCCCAGUAUCCACCAAUCAGCGGCGGAGCUUCCAAAACUCGGAAUAUAUACAUCUACAGAUACAUAUAUUUGAGGCCCAGAAGCUUUACUUCACGUUUCACGGUGACGGGCUUGAGACAAGAUGACGUUUUGUGUGAAGAUUAAACCCUCUUCGUUUCUGAUUCUGACAACGUUAACUCUCGUGGUUUUGUGGUUCUUUUCAUCACCAGGAGCGGCGGAUGCUGCUGAAAACGGUGUCGUUUCGUGGGGAAGCCAGAGGUCUGUUCUGGAAGGAAGCAAAGGCGGGAAUUCAACGUCUUUAGUGCUGGCUAAGGAUAGAACGCGUAGGAAAGAUCCUCUUGAGGAUCUCAAGUAUUAUACAGGGGGAUGGAACAUCAGCAAUGAACAUUACAUAGCUUCUGUACUUUACACCGGUUCUACUCUUUUCCUCGUUGGUGCAUUCUGGUUUGUCGGAUUUGGAAUUUUCUUGCUGCUGGUCUGUAUGUAUGUUUGCUGCUGCCGUCGUCGACGUUAUGGCUAUUCUCGAUCUGCCUAUGCACUAUCUCUUAUUUUGCUCACAUUAUUAACUAUUGCCGCAAUAAUUGGCUCUGCCAUUCUUUAUGCUGGACAAGAAAAGUUUCAUGAUAGUACUACAAGUACAUUAGACUAUGUUGUGGGACAAGCAGAUUCCACCGUCAGCAAUCUAAAAAAUGUGUCGAAUUAUCUUACUGCUGCUAAGAAAGUUGGAGUAGAUCAAGUUUUUCUUCCUCAAGAUGUGCAGAACAGCAUUGACAAGGUCAACAGCAUGAUUGUCUCUGCUUCCGACACUCUUGAAAGUGCAACGAAGGAUAAUAAAGAUGAUAUAUUCCGCUAUUUGGAUGCUGUGAGGCUAAUUCUCAUUAUAGUAGCGGCCGUGAUGCUUGCCCUGGCUUUCCUCGGCUUCCUGUUAUCUAUUUCUGGCCUGCAGUUUCUCGUGUACAUAUUGGUUGUCAUUGGUUGGCUUCUCGUUGCAAUCACUUUCAUCUUGUGUGGUGUAUUCCUCGUACUCCACAAUGUCGUGGGAGAUACGUGUGUGGCAAUGAACGAGUGGGUUAAUAACCCGACUGCUCAUACAGCAUUAGACGACAUUAUCCCCUGUGUUGAUCCUGCUACUGCUCAAGAAGCACUCUCCCAGAGUGAAGAAGUCACCUUCCAAAUGGUUUGGCUUGUAAACGGGAUCAUCGCCAACAUAUCAAAUGCUAACCUACCUCCAAAUGCUGGACCUUUAUACUACAAUCAAUCCGGUCCAUUGGUGCCUCUCCUCUGCAAUCCGUAUAAUCCCGACAAGACGGAUCGAACAUGCGCAACUGGUGAAGUUGACCUAACCAAUGCAACGCAGGUUUGGAGGAACUACAAGUGCCAAGUCUCCAGCAACAACAUCUGCACCACCGUGGGCCGUCUAACACCGAGCAUGUAUGAUCAAAUGAGCGGAGCCGUCAAUGUGAGCUACGGCUUGUACCACUACGGCCCGUUCCUCACCAACCUAGUCGACUGCACAUUCGUUCGAGAAACCUUCACUACAAUACACCAGGAUCACUGCCCAGACCUAAGACAUUACAGCCAGUGGGUUUACAUUGGUCUCGAGAUGGUGUCAGUUGCAGUUAUGCUUUCUCUGAUCCUCUGGGUGCUGUACGCACGAGAAAGGCGCCAUCGGAAGUACACCAAGCUCGUCGACGCUACCUCAGCCCAAACCUCUUUCGAAAGUAAAUGAUGGAGCGUAGAGUCCCUUGCUAUGUCAGGAAGUGAAUUCGCUUCUUCUUUUGCACAGGUUUUGGCUUUCUGCGUUUGUUUAUGUAGAUAAUCGAGUAACGUUGUAGAUUUAUACCCGUAUGUUCGAGCCUCAGGUUGAACUGCUAACUCUGAAAAUGACUUAUGUUUUGGUGAGUCGUCUAGCAAUGCUGUUUCCGAGCAUAGUUUUUAAGUACUGGGCUUUCUUUCUCGUGUAUUAUAGAUAUCCCCAUCAUAGUCAGGUGUUGUCUAUUUGAUGCUC